This is a messenger RNA of Acanthochromis polyacanthus (spiny chromis), 11244 nucleotides long. Its product is annotated as cilia and flagella-associated protein 47. The transcript has 59 exons. Lineage: Eukaryota; Metazoa; Chordata; Actinopteri; Pomacentridae. The record is from RefSeq and is a predicted model, not a curated record. Gene Ontology annotation, molecular function: protein binding. The coding region runs from base 161 to 8404 and encodes 2747 amino acids.
CUGUCUGAGUAGCAACGGUAAAGUCAACUAUCGGUAUGUGAGUCAACAAGGCGGCAGAAGAGCCACAAAAUACUGAAAACGCGCAGUUAUGAGAGGAAAUAAUAUAUUUACACGGCAUUUUAGCGUCUGUAAGUAAAAAAAAAAGCUGUUUAGUCGCGUCAUGGCUGAAAGUUGUGUUCGAGUUGAGCCACCGUCUGUCGAGUUUAACGACAUGAAAGUGGGACAAGUGUACAAAGUAACGGUCACGGCGACAAAUGUUGGAAAUACCUUGAAGAAAAUCACUUUUAGAAAGCCUGCUUCGAAGUUGUUCAAGUUGACAGCACCGAGCCAAGCUGUGGAGGUGGCUCCAGGUCUGUCUGUGAGGGGUUUGCUCGAGUUCACACCAGAGACAGAGGUGGAGGUCAGAGACUGUCUUCUGGUUCAUAUAGAUGAUAAGGAUACGCUAAAAAUCCCACUGCGAGGGUUUCCCAGGGCUUGUUCCCUCUCAGUGGAUCCAUUAAUAGAUUUUGGAUGUGUUGUCGCCAGCAGUCAGGUGCUCGUCAAAUAUCAUCCUAUAACCAAUAAAGGAUCAGCACCAGGUGUGUUCCAGGUGCUCUACUGUGGGACUUUAAGCCUCAGCCUCUCACCCUCCACUGGAGUCGUAGCAGCCGGCGCCACCCAGCAGCUGAAAGUCGAACUGCGCACAAACGGCGACUGGCAGAUUAAGGAGAAGGCCCUGGUGAAGCUCCAGAAUAGACCAGCUGUAGUUCUCAGUAUCAGGGCUGAGGUGGUGAACCAGCGCUUUGAGGUGUCUGACCUGCAGGGCUCUCCGCUGUCUUGUCUGUGGUUUGGGCCUGCAUAUUUUGGUACAUCCUGUGUGAAGAAUGUGGUUCUGAAGAACAAAGCACCCGAGGCCUGUGACUGGGUCUGCCUGCUCCAGGACACUGCUGCUGGGACGGAGGUGGGAACAAACAUCCAGAAGAGCACAGAUGCUGCCUUGCUGGACGGAAUGGAGAGGUGCAGCCCAGCCACCCACGACGUCUCUCAGAUCUUGGUGUGUGUGCCUAGACAGGGCCGGAUAGGUCCAUAUGAGAAAACCACGGUGGCGGUACGCUUCAGCCCCAUCUGCAAAAGUUCGGCUGAAAGCAAGAAACGCGAUUCCUCAGUCAGCCGGCAAGAUUACAGCCUUUUCCUGCUUUUCGAGUCUGUGAAGAGUAAACACGGCUUCACUAACUGUUGGGCUAGCAGCAGUCUGGAGCUCGCGGUGACAGGCUCUGGACUCCCCGUGUCUUUGGUUCCUGGUCCCUCUCACAGGUUCCGCUUCCCCAGCUGUGUCACAGGACAACACGUGGACCUUCUCUGUGUGCUCCAGAACCUCUGCCCUAAACUUCCGGUCAACUUCCGUUUCCACAAAUUAGCGCACUUCAGCACCAAGCCCUCUGCUGGCGUCAUUGCCCCCGGGCAGUGCCAGGAUGUAGUUGUUUCUUUCAAUGCACGCCAGCAAGGGAGCUUCCAGGUGCAGCAGAAGGUGGAUGUCAUGGGUCUGGUUGUUAGUCAGAGGGUCGACCACACCACUGAAGACAUCACUGAACUGGAGCUUCGUAGUUUCCACACCAUCACUCUGCAUUUUUCUGCCAUCUGCCACAGCAAGACGACACACCCCAUGACUAUACUAAACCCUGUGAUAAAUCCGACUGGGCCAUGGCCUGAUGUCCGGUUCAGUGACCUGGCUUCCUACCGUGGAAUGACACGUGUCGCUGUCCUCUGUGCUGACAAAACGCGACUCCACGAGCAUCCCAGAGAGAGGAGUCGAAGGACAGAGGUGGAGGAGUUCCUGGCCUUUCCUGACGACAGAGCAGCGAGCAUCAGGCCUGCCUCUCCACACAGACAGUACAGGACCAUCUUUACUGGCGUACCCCGCUACAGCUAUGUGGACAACGACUAUUCUUUCACCAAGGAUGAGGAAGAGCAGAGACAGCGGCAUCGACAGAUUUACUCAGACUUCAUCAAACAGCUCAGACAAACACGGCUAAAGAGGAUCAACGAGAGACAGCAAGAAAAGGAGGAAGAUGACGUGGACAUUGGAAUCGUUCCUUCUCAAGGCCUUGUUCCUCCGACACUCCGCCUCAGCGACCUAGAGAGCCGUAAGACCUCAGAAACCAAGGUCAAGUACAGCGAGAAUUCCUCAGGAAGCAACAGCAGCCGUCCCCGAAAGGUAGGUAAGAUCAGAGGGAGUCCAAAGAAAAGAAAUAUAAGAGGAAAUGUGCUCUUUAUCCUUCCUUUCUGUUUCCAUACUUCUUUGCAGGCUUCACUGGUGAUGUAUGCAGUUCCCUCUACCAGCCAGGAGGUGGCAGACUGCAACAGGACUCUGACCGCUGAGGAGCUCUGCCAAGUUGUCAUAAGUCCCUUGUUGGUGAGCUUUGGCACCGUGUGUGUGCGGUCUGUGUGUGUUCAGACGCUGGAGCUGAUCAAUAAGCUGUCGGUGAACGUCUGGGUGCAGCUGGAGGUGGACAGCCCUGAGCUGCAGGGAUCCUCACCCCUCUCCCACGUCCUGCCUCCCCACUCACGCAUCGCCUUACCCCUGACGUUUCAGAGCGAGAAGCUGGGUUUCUUCUACAGACCCGUGUCCUACUCUGUUAAUCAGCAGCACCCUGGUCAGAUAGUGGUCAGGGCCUUUGUGGUCCCUUUGACUCUGGAUCUGUCCACCCAUCGGCUGGUGCUCCACCCCACCCGCACUCUUCUUGCCGCAUCGGAAUACAGAAGCUCAGUAACCCUGAAGAACCCAUGUAACCGUGCUGCUGAGUUCACAUGGCAACCAGUCAUCACAGAGAACGGCAUCCUGUUCUCUGUUCGGCCGGCUACAGGUGUGGUGGAGCCAUACAGGGAAUUGGAUUGCGAGGUGGUGUGGCAUCCGUCUUUCUCCUCGCCGUCAGAGGGAGACUUUGAUCUCCACGUCCAUGAGGGGGACACACAACGCCUACACUGUGUUGCCAAGGUUGUAGCCACCAGUAUCCAGCUGGCAGAGAUGCAGGUCACAUUUGGAUCAGUGCCUCUCAACAUGCCCUCUUUAAGGAUUGCUGUCUUGCACAACACUGGACAGAACCAUGGCUACUACCAGGUUCUAGAUGUUUGCCCUCUGCCAGGUAUGGUGGUGAGUCCUUCUGAGGGUGUGGUGCCCAGCAGGGGGCAGGCUGUGCUGAAUAUCCGCUUCAACCCGGACUGUGUCAUUAAAUUUGACACAAGAGUUGAGAUAGCUCUGAGGGGCAUGAAGUCCAUUGAGCUCAGGGUGGGCGGAUCAGUGGAGCCUCCAGAUGUAGACAUCAGUGUGUCACAUUUCCAUUUCUGUGGCGUCCAUGUUGGAUCCCAGCGAGUGAAACCGUUUGUUCUGACCAACUGCUCACCAGCUGCAGCAUGGGUCGCCUUCGACCUGUCGGAAUAUAAAGACUUCUCUUUCCAGCUCCCUCAACCUUCAGCAACAGAAAGGCCACCAGGUGUGAGCGUUGUGGAGGUCCAGGGCAACCAGACACUGAACUGCUCCCUUGUCUUCUGCCCCACUCAGAUGGCCAGCUAUGACUUCCACCCACCAAUGAAGGUCAAUGGAGUGAGAUGGCCUAGUGCUCCUCAGUCCCCUCUCUCCACCCCGUCCUCCUCAUCCAACUCCUCCUUGCUGGCCGUCGGCACCAGGAAGCGCACGGUGAAACCACUUCCUUACUCUGUCAGUAGAGUGGCACGACAGCCGCCAUGCAUACAGGCCACAGUGCUGUGUGCCCCUCUGGAAAUGUCCCCCUCCAGUCUACAGUUUGAUGUCUUACCACAGUCCGACGCUUGUACUCAGAAAGUUGAGCUGACAGCAGUGUGUAAAGAGAGUGUGUUUUGGCGUGGGGUCACCGGGGAGCGCGUGCGCUGGCGGAUCGACUGCAAUGCAACAGAAGCAUCGAUGAAAGAGAAAAGAGACGGGAGGCUGUGCGCGGCAUCUCCAUCGUCUGGCAGUCUGGGGCCUGGCCAGUCCAUCUGCUUAGGGGUCAGCAUCCACCCGGAGACUGUCAGACCAGGGUCUGAAAAAGUGAUGAAGCUGUCCCUCCCUCUUUACCUGGGAGACGAGGGAGAUGAGGGGGUCGGAGGAGAGGACGGACAUCAGCCCUACAGGGAGCUGUCCAUCACCGUUACCUUCCAGCUUCCCAGAAUCACCGUCCACCCUCCUCAAAUUCUUCUCACCCCAGUACCCCUGGACAGCAACACAGAAACCACACUUACCUUGCUGGCUGUAGGUUAUCCAAGUGGAACGAACGUAUCGGCUCGGGUGGAUGAGAUAAAAACAGAGGAUGGUACAAAGAUACAGCCUUUCAGUGUCGUCUUUCCAGAGGGUAGCACCAUCCCUGCUCAGGACCAUGACAAGGAAACCGAUGCUGCGUCUCUGCUCUGCAGCGUCUCGUUCUGCUCCGCUGUACCUCUGUCUCUUUGCACAACCAUCACCUUUACUGAUCACCUGCACAACAGCUUUAAGGUGAAGUUGUUUGUCAUAUGUGACAGCUGUGUGCUGACCGUCUGGCCCUACAUGGCUCUGCACCGUUCCACACAGCAGAUAGUUCUCAGGACAGGGGCCACAGCUGUUGAGGCGAUCCUUCAGCGCUAUCACACACCAAGCCCUGUCUCUGGAAUAACGUCAUCAUCAUCUUCAUUUGAUCACAACAGCUCAACAAUUAGGAAUUCAGACUCCAUUUCAGGUAGUGACAGUAUGAGCGGGCAGGCUAGCGGAGACACAGAAGUCUCUCCUACAAGAGAAACCCCAACUAAUCUCGGUAUACCAGAAUUCCCUGCCGCCAACACAGAGAUGGGACCAUACUACCAGAAUGUGUUAUUGGCUGUGGAGAGGUGGUUUAGCCUCUUUGGAUGGCCAAACGGACCACACCCUGUCACUGUGCCACACACGCUCAGAAGAGUUGUGUCAAAAACCCGGACAAACAAAACCACUGGACGGACUUAUAGCGUCAGGCUGAAUAAAGAUACAAGGUCUGUAGUGGACAUGCUUCAACACCUGACUGGCAAACACAUUCCUGGUAUUCCUCACUGCCAGACCUUUUCCAGCGAUAUAGGCCAGCGCACGAAUCAGCUGCUGCAACAGCAUGACAUUAUACUUGCUUUUCUGAGGGUGCAGGGAGCCUGUCUUUGUCAUAUCAGACCAGAGUUCUUGCUCGAUGCGUUGGAGUUUAAACACUGGUGCUCCCUACAGUCUAAUGAUGCAGAGAACGACCUGGACUAUAACGCUGUUGAUUAUGAGUCUCUGAGCAAACGAUCCUGGACUGACGUGCUGCUGCAGACAUACAAGGUGCUGGUGUUGUGUCGCGUGUCAGAGAACAAAACUCCGAACCACAACGAUGGAGAAGGAACGCUGCCCCGGGCCAGUAAUGUCUAUUCAUCCUGGGAGCUGCAGCUGCUCUCCUGGCUCAACAUGCACUACCAGAGCAUGAGAGAGACUGCUUGGAGCACAGGUGGAGUCCCAUCAGCACGCUGGAUAGUGAACUUUGACUUGGACUUGACAGAUGGACUGGUGCUGGCCGCUCUGCUUGCUGCCUACUGCCCUUAUCUGAUCAGGAGCCAUUUCCGGAGGAUGUACACCACAACCAGCAGCCUGGAGCAGAUCCUUCACAACAAUAUCAUCGUAACUCAGGCUUUAACUACACUUGGUCUCAACAUAAAUGUACAGCCCACAGACCUGUCAGAUCCUAAUCCGGUGCAGAUGUUGAUCCUGUGUGUUCACCUGUAUGAGAGGCUGCCUCAGUACCUGCCUGUACGCACCGUUACUCUUUCAGGAGCUCUGCACACCACCUUCAGUAAGCAGGUGCGCCUUAAAAGCCCGUACUCCCAGAAUAUCAAAUACCGGGCCUUCAUUUUUGGAAAGGACGCCCACCUCUUCUCCCUUCCCAAUGGGUCUGCAGUCAGCGUUCCUCCAAAGUCAAGCGUGGAGCUGGCAGUGCAUUUCACUUGCUCUUUCCUACAACCAAAGGAGGCAGUCCUGCUGCUCAUUUCCAGCUCUGCCUUUGGCCUUCGUUGCACCACUCUGGCCUUCAACCUGCAGACUAAUGUCAGCCACAUCACCCCUACAAACACUGUCAAGUGCAAGUCCCCGUGCUACCAGCUGAAAGCGAUCCAAGUGCCGCUAAUUAAUACUUUCAACAGACCCGCUAUCUUCAGGGUGGUGCUGGUGGAAUCUACAUUCAACCCACUGGAUCCUACAACGAACAAAGGCAGUCUUGUCAAACACACAUCCCCUCAAACCAAUCCAGAGCAGAUCAUCUCAGACCACAGACUGUAUGCCUCAGACAAGAUCUCUGGAGAGGAGAUAGAGGAUGGUGAGGGCAGCGAGUUCCUGAGUCCAGUGACGAGUGUUUGCCUGAUGCCCGGCCAAGCAGACACUCUGUACAUCUACUACCUGCCCUUCUGCCCCGGCACCAAGUACUGCUCUGUGCUUCUUGUUAGCCAACAGGUGGGAGAUAUGGUGUAUAUGAUGAAGGCCACAUCAGAGCUGCCUCUUCCUUCACCUCUCUCUGCAAGGCCCAGCGCUGACAUCGUCUCUCAGCCCAAGAGUUCUGUAGAUACCCCUGUGUGUGUGCCGGUACUAACCCUACACUGCAAGCUGGGGCAGCUGUCUGAGGAGGUGCUGCGAGUGCCCCGGAUCAAUAUGCAAUGGGAGCAGGCUCUGGCCACGUGGGGUCAGCGCUGCAUGAGUGGCGUUGAGCGUAAAAGGCGGACGCUGACACACACUUUAGACAGCAGCACCGUGAGGACAAGCGCAGCCAAACAGAGGCUCUUCAGACAACCACUGUUAAAGGAUGUUUACCACGAUAAAGGGAUAAAGUACAAUGUGGAGGUUUCUUUGCCCCAGUGCUUCACCCUACCCAGUACCGUUACAAUACCGAUAAAAGAAGACACCGAAAUAGCGUGGGAGAAUCCUGCAGUAGACUGUGACUGUGUGGACAUCCCAUUGCGGUUCCAAGCAGACUCAGUGGGACGGUAUGCCUGUGAGGUGGUGCUCAAGUCCUGGUGUGAUACCAGAGUCUACCAGCUGGAGGCGCUGGUCACUGCACAGGGAGAAUCCGUCCACUUGGAUUUCAGUUCGCCUGCUCACCGUUCAGUCACACAACAGCUACCACUGCACAAUGAGACUCACCAGGACUGGAAAAUGGAAGCUCAGGUUUGUGGUGAGGGAUUCUCUGGCCCAAGCGUUGUAAACGUGCCAGCAGGAACUCGAGCCAGCUACCCCCUCACCUUUCACCCUGCUGCACAAGGCGUUGUCACGGGCACGCUGUCCUUACAUAAAGACUGCGACGGGACAGAACACGUGUUUUCCCUCAGAGGGGUGGGAGAGCGCCCCCUGCCUGUAGACCACGUGGUGUUGCUCUGCACUGCUGGGAGGACCACACACACUCAGCUGGAUGUCCCCAACUACAGCCAGAGCAAAGUCAAUCUAAAGGUGGUGACAGACCUAUCUGCUGUGAGCGGCAGCCCUUCCUUGGAGAUUAAACCGGGUCGCACCGCUGCAUACACUCUUGCUGUGUCACCAUGGAAACGGGGGAAACAGACAGGUUGCGUCUCAUUUGUAGAAACUGAUGAUGUGCAAGAGGCCAGUAAGGACAAAGGGAAUGCAUCGGGACGCUAUGAAGUUUAUUUUUCCUUAGAGAUCAUUUGUGAGCCAGCAGCGCCCAUAAAGGUCAUCAAUGUCCAGUGUACCACUCAGAACUCGGUUGCCAUAGAGAUUCCUGUCAGUAACUCAGGAGGAGAGCAGCUGAUGCUGGACGUGAACCUGGAAGGAGAUGAUCUGAGCGGGGCCGACCGUGUCGCUGUUCCCCCGAGGGAGACUUUCACCUACAAAGCGACGUUCUCUCCUGAAAAAGUAGGAAAGAACACAGGCAGCGUGGUGUUCCAGUCCGAGCUGGUGGGGGAGUUCUGGUAUCAGCUGGAGCUCUGUGCUCUUCCUCCUCCAGUCGUCACGCUACCACAGGCCUGCUGUCAGCUGGGCAAGUCAGAACAGGAUCUUUCGGCCAUCUGUUGGAUUUACCCCCUCUGUAGGAGAGCCACGGAGGUUCCCGCUGAGAACUCCUCUCUCACCGUGGUGGAGUGUGAAGCAGGCUGCCAGCUGCAAAAGAAGGUGGACGUGCUGCUCACGGGAUGUUUGCCAGGAAAUCAAGACCAAAGAGGACAGGAAGUUACGUGGAUGAUGAAAGAAGACUUCCUGUGUGAGGUGCGUUCCCGCGGUGAAGAGGAGCACCCUGGGGUGGAGGACUGCCUCUCCAUCUCUGUUGAAGCAGCGAGGAGGGAUCCUGAGACGGGCGUCGUUACGCUCACCCUUAAUCUGGUCUACGCUCCCCUCAGGACAUGCAGGUGGGUGUGUCCUCUGCAUCCAUUUAUUACUGUCCACAUGUGCUGAGUCUUAAUGUUUGUUGCUAAAUGCUGCUGCGUUCUCUUAAAGGUAAAGGGGAGGCUAGCUCAUAGGUCAGAUCCCCAAAGACGGUACAUUCAUUCUGCUGUGACCUGAAAACACAUUUUGGUUUGCUUUUAGAUUUAAGACACCUGCUGAUGUAUGUCUAUUCAAGCCACAUGUGAUUUUGAAACUAAAAUGUAUAAUGGUUAUUAUAGCCUUGCUAAAAUGUCCGGCACUAGUGCUGGAAACACAGCAGAUGAGCAUUAACGCCCUUCCACCCACGUCGACCCGAUGAAAAGCAACGUUUGUCUGGGAAUGUGAGGAUCGAGUCUGUCUCUCCACCUCAAGACCAGAUCCUUGGCAGUUGAGAGGGGCCUGUGAUUGAAGGAUGCUGGUAGACCUGGACCAAAAGCUCUGCUCCCCACCUCAGAUCGCAUCCACCAACCUGUAAUCAGACCUGGUGCUACGGUCAGCUUCUCUUUGUCAUGUUUACGUCAUUGAGCUCACAGUGUCCUGGGAGAGCUCAGUAGAGGAGGCCUAUGAGCGCAAGAAGCUGAGCUAUAUCGAGCUUGCUGCCGAUGCAAAACAUCAAUACUGGAAGGUGAGGGUCCAACCAGUAGAAGUAGGCUGCAGAGGAUUUGUAGCCACCUCGACAAUCAGGUUUCUCCAGGAGAUGGGAGAAGGUGGGAAGAAGCACCACCAGACCAUCAAGGACCUCUCUAGAGUAGCUGAAAAGAGAAGUCAGUGGCUGUGGAUGAAGAGCAAGGACGCCACUUGGGCCUUGAAGUGAGUGGAUCGCAUUUAGGGGGUGAAACUGUGAUGCUGGGGUUCACUGCUGAACCCACACCUACGGACAAUUUAGAGUCACCAGUUAACCCCAGCAUGUUUCUGGACUGUGGGAGGAAUCUGGAGAACCUGGAGAAAAGCCACAUACACCCCCCCGUCAAAAGUUUUAGGACACUGUCUCAUUCAAAUAAAGUACAACCUGUCCUACAACUUUUGACAGGGGGUGUAUUUCAUCACAUGGAUGUGAUCAGGGCAGGACUCUGAUCAUACAUGUGAAGUUUCAGGCAGAUUGGAGCAUGUUCAGGGCAUUUACACAGCAUUUGAAAUUUCAUGGCGAAGGAUCAAAAUUCCAGAGGCCACCACGGACACGCCCUUUGACUUUGGAAAAAGGUUUUAAUAACUAUGGAUCAUUAAGGCCUCCUGUAUGUACUGACCCAAUUUGAGGUGAAUUGGAGUUUCCCCCUAGGAGGAGUUCGCUCUAGAAAAACAUGAAAAAUGGACAAAAUCUGACAUUCAACGCAAAAUAGCUCACUUCCUGUUGGGUUUGGAAUGUGGCUGUCACUGACUUUUUUGUUCAGCCUGAUGUGCUGCAUAUGUGUACCACAUUUGGUAGAUACACCCCCUGUCAAAAGUUGUAGGACAGGUUCUACUUCAUUUGAAUGAGAAAGUGUCCUAAAACUUUUGACAGGGGGUGUAUGCACUGGGGGAACACAUAAACUCCACGCAGAAAGAUCCCAGGAAGGCGAGGACACGAACGGAGAGGAUCUUCUAGCUGUGAGGCGACAGUAGGCUAGUAGCAAUAUUUCAACCAGCAAUCUUUUCAUUCUUUCAUUCGACUGCUUCGACAUUUUACACACAAGAUAUGACAGGAAUGAAAUGAGCCACAUCCUAAUGUCUUGUCAUUCUUUGUGAACCGUUAGGCAGCAGAACCCAAUUACAGUAGACCUGACACUGAUGAGAAAAUGGAGAGAAUUUCACCGUGAGAAGAAUGAGGGGAGUGGGGGCGCUAAUAAUGAGAAAUUAUUUUUAUAGUCACUUUGAUCAAGUUGCAUAAAAUACAAAUAUUAAAACAAAGCGUGCAACAAUUACCAGGGAGAAAGAGACCGUUUCCCCUGCUAUGUACUUGAUCAAACAAGCAAUAUAUAUGUAUAAAAUAAAGAAAAUUACAGUUAUUGGUGUGGUAUUAAUACUCCACCCACACCACACAAAUCCCCAAAUGAGGUAGAGUCUAACAACCGAUCCAAUCAGAGAAACCUCCAGGGCUGCAUCUGUCUGAAACAUGUCAGCGAUUAAUACAAUCAGUGCAUUGAGCUUUUAUUUUCUUUCUUGUUUCUCUUACUCUCUGUCUCUCUUCCAGUUUUGGUUGAGAUAAAAAUGGUUCCCAUGACUCAGCGACACCACCAGUCUCUCCAGUGCCCACGAAUUACGUUAGCUGUAGCGAUGGACUCUUAAACUAAGUGUUGUGUUAAUUUUGUCAACAGUGAUUUACAAGAUAUGUGGUGGGGGAAUUAUUGUUGUCCUCUGGCAAUGUUAAUUUGUGGCACCUUAUCUUGAUUGAGUUUGUGUUUGAUGAAAAUGUGUAUUAGUUUUUUUUAAAAAUUAGUUUUACUCAACAAAAACAAAUCACCAAUCCUUAGUUGGUCGGUACCAUUUUCUUCUCAUUUUUUGCAUUUAUUUACGCUGCCGUUCAAAAGUUUGGGGUCACUUAGAAAUGACCUUAACUGUUUUUUUCAAUAGAUAGCAUUAAAUGAAAGAUAAAUCCAGUGUAGACAUUGUUAAUGUGGUAAAUGACUUUUCUAGGUGGAAAUGUUUAAUGGAAUAUCUCCAUAGGGGUACAGAGGAACAUUUCCAGCAACCAUCACUCCUGUGUUGUAAUGCUACAUUGUGUUAGCUAAUGGUGUUGACAGGCUCAUUGAUGGUUAGAAAACCCUUGUGCAGUUAUGUUAGCACAUGGAUAAAAGUGGGAAAUUGUCUGGGAGACCUCAAACUUUUGAACGGCAGUGCAGACAGGUGUACAUUUUUCUGACCCCUGUUGGUAAUUAAACAUUUCUUUGAUCUCA